Messenger RNA from Motacilla alba alba, 5320 nucleotides. Its product is annotated as protocadherin beta-15-like. The coding region runs from base 1626 to 4067 and encodes 813 amino acids. The record is from RefSeq and is a predicted model, not a curated record. NCBI's taxonomy places the organism in Eukaryota, Metazoa, Chordata, Aves, Passeriformes, Motacillidae. The transcript has 2 exons. Gene Ontology annotation, biological process: homophilic cell-cell adhesion. Gene Ontology annotation, molecular function: calcium ion binding. Gene Ontology annotation, cellular component: plasma membrane.
AUCAUCUUCUAGCUUAAACUGUGGAUUACGAACUUUUUGUGAUUGGAGAUUAGUAACAUGAGUAUGGUAAUUACAGUAGUUAUGAUAGGCUAUAGGUAAAAGUUAAGGUAUAGAUUGGUUCUUAUGUGUUAAGAUGCUCAGCAAAGAAAAGUAUAUAAUGCAUUGUAACCAAAAUUAGACGGUCUUCAGGCUUGUCUGCAGCUGGAGAUGACAGCUGUAGGCACAGGCUCUGUUAGCCACGACCCUGGGCUGCUGUAACAUCUUGGAUAAAAUAAACUGCAUUUUCAAGAGCCGCCUGGAGUCCUUCAUCUGUCAUUCAGGCUCUUAGUAAGAAGAACUUUUAAAAAAAAAGUCGUUGAGUUUGGUCUUUUCGUUGCUUUUCCUGGAUCCCAAGGCUCCUUGAUGAGACUAGAAAGCUGUCCCUGAAUGAUUUUCUGUGUUUGUGUCAGAGCUGUUGCAUUCCCAUGUUUGCCCUUUCUCCUCUGAAAUGUACUGAGCACUGUACUGAGCGUGUUCCUCUAGAGAAGGACUGCCACCCCAUCUAGAAUAACUGCUUGUUUGGAUGAUGUCUGUGGUGCAUGAAAUACUCAGAAAGCCUCCCUCACAGUGAGAUAUACUGGAGUGAUACAGUUUAAUGUUGUAAAUUGCUGUAAGUGGGUUUAGAGACUGAAAAAUAUGUGUUAGACUGAAAGAGAGCAUGCUAGUUCAUUUGUGGAGACAGAAUUCUUUUAGACAGUUUUUUUUUUCCGAGAAAGCCCUCUCAAGACUUUUCAAAAUUCGGCGAGUAACUGUCGCACUGUGUCCCUUGACUGAAGCAGUGUUGGGUGGGUACAGUGCCAGAGCGUGGAGAUGCAGCCGGGAGAGUGUUCAUUGUCAUACCCGUGAUGUCACCAUCGCCCUAUCCCUGUGCGGUUUCUCCUGCUGAGGGAUGCGACUUUGUCCUCCUGGUCUGAGAGUGCUCUUCAGACUGCCCUGGUUGCCGCCGCGUUCCGUUCGUGCCCCGGCUGUCUCGGUGCGUUCGGGAUCGCGGGCCGGGCCGAGCGGCAGCGCGGGCUGCGGGCGGCGGCGGCUGCAGUCCCAGCGCGCACCGCUGGGUGGUGCCCUCGGCCAAGGCGGCGCCGAGCGGCUGCGGCAGCGGAGGCGGCCGAGCCCGGAGCGGCGCAGCCCGAGCGAGCUGAGCCCAGCGCAGCCAGACAGACAGACAGGCUCGGCGCAGCGCAGACUGACAGACAGACAGGCUCGGCGCAGCGCACACUGACAGACAGACAGGCUCAGCGCAGCGCAGACUGACAGACAGACAGGCUCGGCCCAGCGCAGACUGACAGACACACAGGCUCGGCCCAGCGCAGACUGACAGACAGGCUCGGCUCAGCCCAGCCCAGCUCAUCUCAGCUUAGAAGAGCUCCGCGCAGCCGGGCGGAGGUGGCAGCGGCUGCGGCAGCGAGCGCUGCCCCGUGUCAGCCGCUGCCGGGACACCCCGGCUGCGUUACGGCCGCCGGCCGGAAGCUCCGACAGCGAGGGAAGGCGCCCGCCCCGCACUUGGCCGCUUUCCGCGGGGAAUCGCCCGGCACACCCGCCACACCGACACCGACACCGACCCCGGCCGCCGCCGCCGCCGCCGCGCCAUGGCGCUCGCAAGGCAAGUGCUUUGUCUCUGUGCUUUCGUGUCGCUGCCGCUCGCUCGCGCCGAGCCCAUCCGCUACUCCGUAGCCGAGGAGGCGCCGAGCGGCUCCCUGGUGGGCAAGCUGGCGGAGGACGCGCGGCUGACGCCGGCGCAGCUCUCGGCUCGCCGCGCCCGCCUGCUCUCGGAGGACGGCCGGCAGCAUUUCGCCUUAGAGCGCGCCUCCGGCCGCCUCGUCGUGGCGGGGAGGCUGGACCGCGAGCAGCUGUGCGCCCAGUCCGCCACCUGCAUGCUCCCCUUCGAGCUGCUGCUCGACAACCCCCUGCAGUUCUUUCGGGUCGAGGUGACUCUGCAGGACAUCAAUGACCAUUCGCCUGUUUUCCGAGAAGAUCGAGUCACUUUUAGGAUCCCUGAAACGAGCGAGCCUGGGUCUCGUUUCCCUCUGGAGGUUGCUCGGGACCUUGAUAUAGGCAGCAACACAGUCCAGGCGUACAGCAUUGCUCCCGAGAAUGAGUAUUUCAGUGUCUCCUUUGGUGCUGGGAUUACAGGCAAGAAGUAUCUUGAACUUGUCUUGGAGAGGUCACUAGACAGAGAGGAGCAGGCAGAGAUGAGUUUCAGUGUUAUGGCUGUAGAUGGGGGCUCUCCUCCAAGAAGUGGAACCACUCAAGUUAAAAUUGUCAUUCUGGAUGCAAAUGACAAUGCUCCCAUCUUCACACAGGAGGAGUACAUUGGAAGGGUUUUGGAGAACAUGCCGGAGGGCUCUGUGGUUCUGACUGUGCUGGCAACUGAUCCGGAUGCAGGAGUUAAUGGGCAAAUUUCUUAUCAACUCAGUGAAGUGGUUGAUCAGAGCGAGUCAGCAUUUGUGAUUGAUCCCAUGACUGGGGAAAUCAAACUCACUAAACCUCUGGACUUUGAGGCAUCAGAAAGUCAUGAGCUCAGUGUGAAAGCCACAGAUGGAGGAGGCCUUUCAGCAAUCUGCAAGGUGCUGGUGGAGGUGGUGGAUGUGAAUGACAAUGCCCCAGAGGUGGUGGUCAGCUCGUUCAGCAGUCCCCUCCCCGAGAACACAGAGCCCGGCACAGUGGUUGCCCUGUUUACGGUCAGGGACCGGGAUUCCGGUGCCAACGGGAAGAUCUCCUGUGCCCUGGAGGAUCAGCUCUUCUUCUCGCUGCGGCCAGCCUAUAAGAAUUACUAUGAGCUGGUGACGGUGAGCGCGCUGGACCGCGAGGAGACGCCUCGGUACGUCCUCAGUGUCACGGCAGCGGAUGCGGGCUCGCCUCCUCUCACAAGCACGCAGAGCUUCACCGUGGACAUCUCGGAUGUCAAUGACAACGCGCCCGUCUUCAACCAGACCUCCUACACCAUGUACGUGCGUGAGAACAACGUGCCCACGGCGUUUGUUGGAGCCGUGAGCGCUGCAGACGCCGACGUGGGGCUCAACGCCAAGGUGACCUAUUCCCUGGCACCAGAGGCAGGCGCAGAGCGGCCCUCGUGCUCCUGCAUCUCUGUGAACUCGGAGAAGGGACACGUGUUUGUGCUGCGGCCCCUGGACUACGAGCGCCUGCGGCAGACCGAGGUGACGGUCAGUGCCUCUGACGCGGGCUCUCCUCCGCUCAGAGCCAACGUCACCGUCCGCCUUGUGGUGCUGGACGAGAACGACAACGCCCCGCUGGUGCUCUACCCAGCCCAGGAGAGCGGCCCAGCCUCCAGUGAGCUGGUGCCCGUGUCGGCUGAGGCGGGCUACCUCGUCAGCAAAGUGGUGGCCGUCGAUGCCGACUCGGGCCAGAACUCCUGGCUCUCGUACCACCUGCUGAGGGCCACCGAGCCGGGGCUGUUUUCCGUGGGCGCCCAGAGCGGGGAGGUGCGUCUGAGGAGGCCGGUGACGGAGAGGGACAGCGUGAGGCAGCAGCUCGUUGUGCUGGUCAGGGACAACGGCAAGCCCCCGCUGUCGGCCACGGCAGCUCUGAGCGCUCUCCUGCUCAAGGACUUGUCGGACGUGCGCCUGCCGCACAGCAGCCCGGCCAGCGAGGAUCAGGGCGGCUCCCUGACCGCCUAUUUAAUCCUUGCCUUGGUCUUUGUCUCCCUGCUCUUCCUCAUCUCCACCGCAGUCUUGGUGGCUCGCAAGGCGUGCAGGAGCAAGGAGCUGAAGGCUGGCCACGUGCUUUAUGCUGCCGACACCUUGCAGAGCGGCCCGGCCGAUGCAGCCGCUGCAGGGACCCUGCCCCGCGCCUACUGCUACGAGCUCAGCCUCACAACGGGCUCGGGCAACAGCGAGUUCAAAUUCCUCAAGCCCAUCCUGCCCAGCCUGCCCCCGCAGCGCUGCGCCGUGGGCCAGGGCCCGCGUGAGGAGCAGGAUUUCCCCGGUGUCCCUGUCAGCACCGAGGACAUGGCCCCAGACAGUGCUGGGACUCUCUCUGCAGGACAGUUCAACGCUCUUUCCUUCAACUAGCCCAGGGUCUGCACAGACAGAGGCUUCUUGGCCCAUGGGAGGAGGGGAUCCAGGCUGCAGCAAGUGACAUUGGUACUUCUAGUCUAAAUAUUUGUUUUCAUUUGGUGUAAUCGACCUUCUGAAAAUUCUGAGUCAGAAUAAAAAUUUUCUGCCACUCCAAAACGCAAACAACAUACAAAAGAAACUUUGGUUCUCUCUCUGCGGUAAUAGUAUGUUUCAGCUGUUAUGGUGAUUUCUGGGAGGUUUUACAAACGGGUUAGCACUCCAGCUAUGCUGUUGUCUCCCUUUCUGUCCAACAAUACAGUGGAGAUUUUCUUCUGUCCUGUGGCACAAGGGCACACUUUGGCACACUAUGCCAGAUCUUCUUCUUAAAAUUUAGAAAACCCCUUUCCCAGCUCAGGAAAGCAAAUGUUUUGAGAGUACAGUGUCACAAUGUUGUGUGAGAGUUGGGCUCUUUCUCCCCUGGGCUCUGAAUGCCUCUGUCUGAGAUGCCUGGGUUCCAUGUGCUUCGGUUUCCUUUUGUCAGUCAGUGCAGCCACUGUGUGUCUGCAGAUGAUUCACUCGUGCUGCCUGGUGGAGUUGCUCCCAUCCAACCUCUGCAAUGCAGGCAAUUGCAGCUCAGCUGGCUAGAAAGUAUUCUGACCCUCUGAGUACCCUCUGAGAGGAGUGUCAUCCUCUCCAGGGCAGAGAAGAGCACUAAAAUGUAUGACAAAAUAUUACCUUUGCCCUAUAAAGCAGUGCUCAGUGUUCUAUCUCCUUGAAAUACAGAAAUAUAACAGCACAAAUGGUGUUUGGUUUACUACAGCCAUAGAAGUUUUUAAAACUGUUCAUUUCCUUUGGGAAUAUUUCAUGAAAACUCUGUAAGUCCUUCAAAGAGCAUUUUCUGAAGGGUAGAAUCAACAUGAAAUGGUAAAAAGGAGAUUGAUGCUGGUCUUCUUAUUGUUCCUGUGUACAGUGGUUUCUUGUUGGGAGUAGAAAGCUGUCCCCAUAUGAUUUUCUCCAUUUGUGUUAGAGCAUUUGCAUUCUCCUUUUUUGCCUUUCUCCUGCUACUCUCUGAACUGAGUUUGAGCAUUGUCUUUCUUUUUCUGCUUAAGGACUGCCACCCCACAUGUAAUAACUGAUUGCUUGAAUGAUGUCUUGGUGCACGGAAUAUUCAGGAAGCCUCACGCUGUGUUUUGUUAAAGUUAUAAAGUUUAAUAUUGUGAACUUGGAUACCCCUGACUGUAAAACUGAAGAAAAGAGAACAUCUGAAU